UAGAAUAUUUAGCAUGUUCUUAGCGCUCUCUGUCGUCCGAAAGUGUAAUUGCCAAAACAGGCUCUUUGAUGUCAACAUUCUUCUAACGGCGGAUUUUCCGUGACUUUUAUUCUAGUUUCCUCCUCGUUUUACGCUAAUUUAACAAUGGGUUUCCAAAACUUAUGGUUCUCUCAUCCUCGCAAAUACGGCCAAGGCAGCAGAUCAUGCCGAGCCUGUGCCAAUGGCCAUGGUCUGAUCAGGAAGUAUGGCCUGUACUUAUGCAGACAGUGCUUCAGGGAGUACUCUCACGAAAUUGGAUUUAAGAAGCUUGAUUAAAUCUAUCAUCAAUGGCUACUAAAUUCCUAAUCGAAACUUUUUCCUCCUCUGUCUAUGACCCCUCUUGUAAUGUAAGUUUGUAAGUCAUGUUGAUCUUUUAAAAUGUUUUUUAACAAAAUAAAUGGGCUGACUCUUCUGGCUACA
This is a messenger RNA of Bemisia tabaci, 459 nucleotides long. It is a transcript of the gene RpS29, whose product is annotated as ribosomal protein S29. Gene Ontology annotation, biological process: cytoplasmic translation. Gene Ontology annotation, molecular function: structural constituent of ribosome; zinc ion binding. Gene Ontology annotation, cellular component: ribosome; cytosolic small ribosomal subunit. NCBI's taxonomy places the organism in Eukaryota, Metazoa, Arthropoda, Insecta, Hemiptera, Aleyrodidae. The record is from RefSeq and is a predicted model, not a curated record.